AAAGUAAACACUACGUUGCCGUAAAGCAAUUCGUUGACGGUAGCCAAAAUGGCCGCGACCGUGAAAAGAUGCGGUCUUGUGUCAAUGAGGAGUAUUUUUGGACUUUUUCAACCGAGGUUAGCGACAGCAGCUGCCGGUCCUCAUCAGCUGUCCUGUUUCCACACCAGCACUGCAUUCGAAGCAAAGCACUGGGAGAGGAAGAACAAGAUCAUUUAUCCGCCUCAGCUGCCCGACGAGCCCCGCAGACCAGCCGAGAUCCAUCAUUCAAGGAGACAGAUCAAGUACAGCAAAGACAAGAUGUGGUACCUGGCUAAAAUGAUUAGGGGGAUGAGCAUCGACGAGGCCGUGGCGCAGUUGGAGUUCAAUGACAAAAAAGGGGCCAAGAUCAUGAGAGAAGUGCUCGUGGAAGCUCAGGAGAUGGCGGUGAAGAAUCACAAUGUGGAGUACAAGUCCAACCUCUAUGUGGCCGAGUCUCACACGGGGAAAGGCAUGUACCUGAAGCGCAUCCGCUACCACGGAAGAGGCAUGUUUGGAAUCAUGGACAAAGUCUACUGCCACUACUUUGUCAAGCUGGUGGAGGGCCCUCCGCCCACCGUGGAGAAGAAGACCAGCUUGGACCAGGCUAACGAGUACGUGGAGAGCCUCAAGAGGAGGACCGUCAUACACAGUCUGUAGAGCGCACGGCCAUCGUCAGUCAGUGUGGCAAGAUUUUGUUGUUGUUGUUGUUGUUGUAAAUAAACCCCUGAAGAGACACUC
Molecule: messenger RNA, 756 nt
Organism: Syngnathus acus (greater pipefish)
Lineage: Eukaryota; Metazoa; Chordata; Actinopteri; Syngnathiformes; Syngnathidae
Gene: mrpl22
Product: mitochondrial ribosomal protein L22
Exons: 7
Coding region: 49-675 (208 amino acids)
Biological process (GO): ribosome assembly; translation
Cellular component (GO): mitochondrial large ribosomal subunit; ribosome
Molecular function (GO): structural constituent of ribosome
Source: RefSeq, a predicted model, not a curated record